AUGGAUGUGACUGCGCUGCGGAACGGUAUACAGGCGACGCUCGACCCGAAUACCGACACGCGACGUCAAGCCGAAUUGGCGUUAAAACAUGCUGAGACACAACCGGGCUUUAUCAAUGCACUGCUCGAUAUUCUGCAGGGAGAGCAGAAUAAUGCCGUCCAACUAUCGGCUGGUGUCUACCUGAAAAACCGCAUCAACCGCGGUUGGGCCCCCCUCGAAGAUAACCCCCUACGCGCGCCGAUUGCCGAUGCCGAAAAGCCCGGUUUCCGUGAGAGGUUGAUUCCCGCGUUGGCCUCGACGCCCCCCAACGUGCGCGCUCAACUCGUCCCCCUCCUUCAGAAAAUCCUUCAGCAUGACUUCCCCGAGCAGUGGCCUGGGUUCCUGGACAUCACCCUCCAGCUCCUCGGCACCAACGAUGCGAGUUCCGUCUACGCCGGCCUGCAGUGUCUUCUCGCCAUCUGCCGGGUGUACAGAUUUAAGGGCGGUGAGAAGAGAGAGGAGUUUGACAAGAUCGUGGAGCAUUCGUUUCCUCAGUUGCUCAACAUCGGUAUGAAGCUGGUGGAUGAGGAGAGUCUGGAGGCCGGUGAGAUGCUUCGGAUUGUUGUCAAGUCUUAUAAACAUGCGAUCUAUUUCGAGCUUUCGCCUGCCCUGCAAACACAACAAGCCACCGUCGACUGGUGCACCCUUUUCCUGAGAAUCAUCGCCAAGAACCCUCCUGCGAACUCCAUGAUGGAAUCGAAGGACGAGCGCGAACUGAACCACUGGUGGAAAUGCAAGAAAUGGUCAUAUGCCAACCUGAACCGUCUGUUCAUCAGAUAUGGAAACCCCACGACGAUGUCCAAAUCCAGCAACCCCGACUACACCCCGUUCGCCAAGGGUUUCAUCACGACUUUCGCGCCGGAGAUUCUGAAGGGAUAUCUGCAGGAGAUUGAUAAGUGGGUCAACGGUCAAUGGCUCAGCAACCCGGCGCUCGCCUACACUCUGGUUUUCUUGGAAGAAUGCGUCAAGCCCAAGGCGAUGUGGGAUCAUCUCAAACCACACAUGGAUACCCUGAUCGCCCACUUCAUCUUCCCGAUCCUGUGCCAAUCCGACGAGGACAUCGAGCUGUUCGAGGAGGACCCCUCGGAAUAUCUUCACCGGAAGCUGAACUACUACGAAGAGGUUUCGGCACCCGAUGUUGCAGCCACGAAUUUCUUGGUCUCUCUCACCAAGAACCGCAAGAAGCAGACUUUCUCUAUCCUGACCUUUGUCAACGGCGUGGUUAGCAAGUAUGAAUCCGCUCCGGACGACCAAAAGCAGCCUCGGGAGAAGGAGGGUGCUCUGCGCAUGAUCGGUUCUCUGGCCUCUGUGAUUCUCGGCAAGAAGAGCCCCAUCGCCGACCAAGUGGAAUAUUUCUUCGUCCGUCACGUUUUCCCUGAGUUCCGCAGCCCUCACGGCUUCCUCCGCGCUCGUGCCUGCGACACCCUUGAGAAGUUCGAGGCGCUUGACUUCCAAGACCCUAACAAUCUCAUGAUCAUCUACCGGAACAUCCUCGAGUCGAUGACUGACUCCGAACUGCCCGUCCGGGUCGAGGCCGCCCUCGCCCUGCAGCCUCUGAUCCGCCACGAUAUCAUCAGAACCUCGAUGCAGCAGAAUAUCCCGCAAAUCAUGCAGCAGCUCCUUAAACUCGCCAACGAGGUUGAUGUGGAUGCCCUUGCCAAUGUCAUGGAGGACUUUGUUGAGGUCUUCUCCGCCGAGCUGACUCCGUUUGCUGUGGCCCUGAGCGAGCAAUUGCGCGAUACGUACAUGCGUAUUGUCGGUGAGCUUCUGGAACGGAACGCCGCGAAGGGCGACGAGGAUGCCUAUGGCGAUUUCCUGGAUGACAAGAGUAUCACGGCCCUGGGAGUCUUGCAGACGAUCGGCACUCUUAUUCUUACGCUCGAGAGCACUCCAGAUGUGCUCCUGCAUCUCGAGACGAUCUUGAUGCCGGUGAUCAGUAUCACGCUUGAGAACAAGCUCUAUGAUCUCUACAACGAGGUCUUUGAAAUCAUUGACAGCUGCACUUUCGCCUCCAAGUCUAUCUCUCCUACAAUGUGGCAGGCAUUUGAACUCAUCCACAAGACGUUUAAGGCCGGUGCCGAGCUUUAUCUCGAAGACAUGCUGCCGGCGCUGGAUAACUACGUCGCCUAUGGCUCUGAGAUGAUGGUCCAGAACCCCGCCUACCUCGCGGCUGUUGUGGGCAUGGUUGAGGACAUCUUCCGUGAUGAGAAGGUCGGCGGUGUGGACCGGAUCUGCGGCUGCAAGCUUGCCGAGACUGUGAUGCUGAACCUGCGCGGAUAUAUCGACCAAUACAUCCCCCUGUUCAUCGAGCUCGCCAUGAGCGUCAUUGACGCUGGCGAGGCCCGCACGAAAUCCUACCGCAUCCACCUUAUGGAGAUGAUCAUCAACGCCAUCUACUACAACCCCGUUCUGAGUCUUCAAGUUCUUGAGGCCAAGGGCUGGACGAACAAGUUCUUCAGCACGUGGUUCUCCAACAUUGACAAUUUCAAGCGGGUUCACGACAAGAAGCUCUCGAUUGCUGCCAUCAGCUCAUUGCUGACCUUGAAGGCCGGCGAUGUUCCCGCAAGUGUCCAGCAGGGCUGGCCUAGGUUGCUUCAGGGCGUGACCAGACUAUUCCAGACAUUACCUGCGGCCCUUAAGCACCGCGAGGAUGCGACCAAGGAGUCCGACUUCACCUAUGAUGAGGAGGAUGACGAGGGUGAUGAGGAGAACGACUGGGAUGGCGAGGUCGAGUGGACGGAUCAGGAUGAGACCGAGGCCGCUGUUGACGGGGACGUUCCCGACGAGAGUGCUGCCUACUUGGAUUUCCUGAACAAAGAGGCUCAGAAGUUUGGAUCUUUCGCUGAUGAUGACGAUGAUGAGUUGGAUGAGGAGAGUUUGCUCGAGACACCUUUGGACAAGAUCGAGCCGUAUGGCAUGUUCAAGCAUGUGUUCAUGGGCCUCCAACAAGAGCAACCACAGCUUUAUGAGAACUUGACCAAGAUCCUCAACCCUGAGGAGCAACAGGUCCUUCAGGCUGUAUUCCAUGAAGCUGAUGCGAAGGCCAUGGCGGCAAAUGCCGAGGCUGCGCAGUCCAAUGGCAACCAAUAG
Aspergillus terreus NIH2624 is the source of this 3129-nucleotide messenger RNA. RefSeq names its product putative nonsense-mediated mRNA decay protein (Nmd5). The transcript is spliced from 8 exons. Gene Ontology annotation, molecular function: small GTPase binding. Gene Ontology annotation, biological process: protein import into nucleus. Gene Ontology annotation, cellular component: nuclear envelope; cytosol. The record is from RefSeq and is a predicted model, not a curated record. Lineage: Eukaryota; Fungi; Ascomycota; Eurotiomycetes; Eurotiales; Aspergillaceae. Bases 1 to 3129 code for a protein of 1042 amino acids.